Molecule: messenger RNA, 1557 nt
Organism: Metarhizium album ARSEF 1941
Lineage: Eukaryota; Fungi; Ascomycota; Sordariomycetes; Hypocreales; Clavicipitaceae
Product: DNA primase small subunit
Exons: 4
Coding region: 1-1557 (518 amino acids)
Biological process (GO): DNA replication, synthesis of primer
Cellular component (GO): alpha DNA polymerase:primase complex
Source: RefSeq, a predicted model, not a curated record
AUGCCACAUUCAAUUGCGCACCCGACGUCGUCUCAAGGCGCCGUCAAGCACGAAACCAUGGAAGACUCUGGUCUUCCUGCCACCAUUGGCCGCGAGACCGCCGGCGACGACGACGAUGUUGACAUGGACCGUGAUGCGCAUCAAGUCGCCCCCGUCAACGAGCACACCAGGUUUACUGACAUCUUUGAUGCCGAAGCUUCGGAAGACGAAGAGUUUCCUGGCCCUGCGCCAAGUAAGAAACAACACUGCAGCCCGCCGCCAAGGGUACCGUCACCGACUAUUGCCUGCAGCCAUGUUGGCGCGUUGAAAGCAUCCGACCCUGAAGUGAUGAGAAGUUUCUACCAACGACUCUUUCCCUGGCGCCAGCUCUUCCAGUGGCUAAACCACAGCCCAACUCCGACCAACGAUUUUGGAAACCGAGAGUUCGCAUUCACUCUGCAAAAUGACGCAUACCUGCGAUAUCAGUCGUUUGCAACAGCAGACCUCCUCCGCAAAGACGUCCUCCGUCUCAUGCCCUCUCGUUUCGAAAUCGGGCCCGUGUACUCGACAAACCCCCGGGACCGCAAGACGCUCCGCAACUCGUCUGCUUUCAAACCCCUGGCCAAGGAACUCUGCUUCGAUAUCGACUUGACCGACUAUGACGAUAUCCGAACCUGCUGCGACAAGGCCAACAUUUGCAACAAGUGCUGGACGUUCAUGACUAUGGCCAUCAAGGUCGUCGACGUCGCCCUGCGUGACGACUUUGGCUUCAAGCACAUCAUGUGGGUGUACUCGGGUCGACGUGGCGCCCACGCUUGGGUGUGCGACAAGAAAGUCCGAAGUCUGGAUGACCACAAGAGGAGGGCCAUUGCCGGCUACCUCGAAGUCAUCAAGGGAGGGGCGCAAAGUGGGAAGAAGGUCAACGUUCGGAGGCCGUUGCACCCCCACCUGGCCCGGAGCCUCGAGAUCCUGAAAUCCCACUUCCAGGAAGACGUUCUGGAACUGCAAGACCCCUGGGGCACCGAGGAGCGAUACGAGAGACUCCUGCAACUGCUUCCCGACCGAAACCUGAACGAGUCCCUCCGUCGCAGAUGGGAUGCCGCCCCUGGAAGAGCCUCGGCGUCGAAAUGGGCCGACAUUGACGCCGUGGCCAAGUCUGGCGCCAGCAAGAACCUGGAUGCGCGGGCGCUCCUCGAAGCAAAGCAAGACAUUGUCCUCGAAUACACCUACCCCCGACUCGACAUCGAGGUCAGCAAGAAACUGAACCAUUUGCUCAAGAGCCCAUUCGUGGUGCACCCUGGCACGGGUCGCGUGUGUGUGCCAAUCGACACCAGGGAACUUGAGCAAUUUGACCCCUUGGCAGUUCCUACCGUCCAGGAACUUUUGGGCGAGAUUGAUUCAUGGAAAGGAGAGGGGCGCGGCGCGAGUCAAGACGACAACGGCAAAGGUAUCUCGGACUGGGAAAAGACGAGCCUAAAACCCUACGUGGAAUAUUUCCGGUCAUUCGUCAACGGGGUCAUGAAGGAUGAGAGGGACGUGCGGGUGAAGAGGGAGAGGGAGGAUGCCAUCGAUUUCUAG